Messenger RNA from Theobroma cacao (cacao), 570 nucleotides. NCBI's taxonomy places the organism in Eukaryota, Viridiplantae, Streptophyta, Magnoliopsida, Malvales, Malvaceae. The record is from RefSeq and is a predicted model, not a curated record.
AUGGUUCCCCUAAAGUUGGCAGAGCUAAGGAAACAAUUAGAUGAGCUGAUUCAAGCCGAAUUUAUCCGACCAUCAAAAACACCUUUUAUCACCCAAGUACUUUUUCAGAAGAAGCAAGAUAGGUUUUUACGAUUAUGUGUGGAUUACUGGGCUUUGAAUAAAGUCACAGUUAAGAAUAAUUAUCCUAUCCCUCUUAUAACAGAUCUUUUUGACCAGCUCAGUGGUGUAAAGUACUUUUGUAAACUAGAUUUGAGAUCGGGUUACCAUCUAUUGAGUGUGGCCAAGGAAGAUGAGCCGAAAACCACCUAUGUAACACGGUAUGGUGCAUUUGAAAUUCUUGUUAUACCUUUUGGACUAACCAAUGCUCUUACUACUUUUUGCACAUUGAUGAACCAAGUGUUUCAUGAUUAUCUAGACAAGUUUAUGGGGAUCUACUUAGAUGAUAUUGUGGUGUACAACUCAACCUUAAAGGAACAUCAAGGACACUUGCAGCAGGUCUACCAAGGCCAUGGCCUCAAUCAAUUAGUUAGCAGAAAUCAUAAUUGCUCUAAGACUGCUGCAGUGCUUUAA